AUGUCCUCGGCGAGCCGGGAUCUCCGGACCCUAAGGCCGCAGAAAGCCAUAGGCUGCAAUUUCAAGCCCAAAUUCCUGGCUUGUGGGGAAGCCCCAGAAUUCUGGAAAGUAUAUAAACCUGUGAGUAAUUGCAUCCUCAAGGUUGGUGGCUCCUCAUUAGGCAUCAGGCAUUUUUCUUCCUGGGACCCUGCCCAGGUUUGUGGGAUCUCCAGUCCCAGGACCCAAUUCUGGGGCCAGGCCAUAUUUUCACAAUAUUCUGCAACCAUCAUCAACUUAUCUGAAGUUGAAGAAAAGUACGAGAAAGCCAUGGUUGCCAAUGCACAGUUAGACAAUGAGAAGAACUAUUUGCUAUACCAGAUAGAUAACCUUAAGGAUGUGAUCGAAGAACAGGAGGAACAGUUGGCAGAGUUUUAUAGAGAAAACGAAGAAAAAUCAAAGGAGUUAGAGAAACAGAAGCAUAUGUGUAGUGUGCUUCAGCACAAGAUAGAUGAACUUAAAGAAGAUCUUCGACAAAGGGAUGAGCUUAUUGAGAAACAUGGCUUAGUUAUAAUCCCAGAUGGCAUGCCCAAUGAUGAUAUCAGUCAUGAGUCAAAGGUCGGAGCUAUAACUGUAGUGUCUCAGGAAGCUGCUCAGGUCUUGGAGUCAGCCAGAGAAGGGCAGCUGGAGGUAAGGCUGCGAAAACUUGCUGACGAAAAGGAAGAGCUACUAUCACAGGUGAGCAAGCUGAAGUUGCAGUCAGAGGAAGAGCGGCAAAAAGGCUCCAGGAGCGAUGGUAUCAUGGGGGAACUGGCGGGGCUGCAGAAGAGCUGGGACUUGCAAUUCAUCGAAAUGCAGAGGGAUGCUGACAGACAAAUUAGUGAGUACAAGUUCAAGCUAUCAAACGCAGAGCAGGACAUAACCACGUUGGAGCAAAGUAUUAGCGGACUUGAAGGCCAGGUAUUGAGAUAUAAAACUGCUGCUGAGAAUGCUGAGAAAAUAGAAGAAGAACUGAAGGCAGAGAAGAGGAAGUUACAAGGAGAGCUACAAAGGGCACUGGAUAAGAUCGAGGAGAUGGAGAUGACCAACAGCCACCUGACCAAGCUUCUGGAGAUGGAGGCCAACAGGACAGUUCUGCUAACUCAGCAGUAGGGGCCGUCCAGCUGCCUAGGUGCUACUCUGUGGUCCUGCCCGGAGUGACUGACUUUGUCCAUUGACACAAACCCCUUUCAGUGCUGUUUUUGUUUUGUCAGUAAAAUAGCCACCUUUGUAUUUAAUAACUUAUGAAAGAAUGAAAGUGGUUUGAUUCUUCGUGUACACUUUGGAUUUUGUUUUUCAUUUGAUUCUAGACCUUUUUUUAUUUUAUUUUCAUCAUUUUAGAGUCAAGUUAAUACAUCCGUUUACCCCCAGCUGCCUGUGUCUAGCUCUGCUGCGUGGGCACAGGUUCUGGAGGAGAGCAGUUCUGUGAAUAUUCAGAGAUGCUUGCAAGCAACCUCAGAAAACACAGGUGCCUUCUCCACAGUGGGAU
Molecule: messenger RNA, 1504 nt
Organism: Suncus etruscus (white-toothed pygmy shrew)
Lineage: Eukaryota; Metazoa; Chordata; Mammalia; Eulipotyphla; Soricidae
Product: leucine-rich repeat flightless-interacting protein 2-like
Exons: 3
Coding region: 1-1128 (375 amino acids)
Biological process (GO): regulation of DNA-templated transcription
Source: RefSeq, a predicted model, not a curated record